UUAUCUCAUGACACUUUCCAAUUUGAGCAGGUCUAGACCAGACUCUUUAAUUAAAUUGUAAAUAGAGAGAGCCCAACAUUCCUCCCUGAGCAAGCACUUGGCGACAGUGGCGAGGAAAAACUGCCUUAAUGUACAAAACCUCCCACUUCUUGAUUUCUUCCUUGUUCGCAUUGUAUUUUGUUUGUGCGCCCCCUGGUGCUUCGGGGAAUACUGCAACUAACAGCGCGUUGAACACAGAGGUCAGAGUACCGGCCUGGACAGGAACGUCCCAAUCAGACUGCGCUGCGUCAUUCACUGAGGCUCGCGCGACAAGCAAAGCUUUAACAGAGAUUGCGUCGGUCUCAGAACACUGCAAGACGUUCCGGUAUUGACUUGUGUACCAGGGGGCAAAAUACCCGUCGUCGAUGAACAUGGCCAGUACAGAGGGAAAUAAACUUUGGGGAGGUCGUUUCGUGGGAGACACCGAUCCUGUUAUGGAGAACUUCAACAAAUCCAUCGGUUAUGACCAGAAGAUGUGGGAUGCUGACAUCCGAGGGAGCAAAGCGUAUGUGAAGGCUCUGGAAAAGGCAAGGCUCGUCACCACGGACGAGAUGAACCAGAUUUCACGCGGGCUGGAUCAGAUCUCUGAAGAGUGGUCCAAAGGUGUUUUUGUGAUCAAACCUGGAGAUGAAGACAUUCAUACAGCCAAUGAGCGCAGGCUGAAGGAGCUGAUUGGUGCACCCGCAGGAAAGCUGCACACUGGCAGGAGCAGAAACGACCAGGUUGUCACUGACAUGAGGCUGUGGCUGCGGGAUGCCAUCUCAACCCUGGCAGACGACGCCGUACAGCUGAUCUCGACCAUGGUGGAGCGGGCAGCAGUAGAAAUUGAUGUCCUGUUUCCUGGUUACACACACAUGCAGAGAGCCCAGCCAAUCAGAUGGAGCCACUGGAUCUUAAGUCAUGCUGUUGCUCUGAGCAGAGAUGUGGACCAGCUUCAGCAGAUCAAGAAAAGAGUGAAUGUUUUACCUCUCGGCAGUGGCGCCAUCGCUGGGACACCGUUUGACAUUGACAGGGAGAUGCUGCGUAAAGAGUUGGACUUUGAUGACAUCAGUCUAAACAGCAUGGAUGCCACGGGCCAAAGGGACUUUGUUGUGGAGUUCUUGUUCUGGGCUUCCUUGUGUUUGACCCAUCUCAGUAAGAUGGCUGAGGACCUGAUGCUGUACAGCACAAAGGAGUUCUCCUUCAUCACACUCUCUGAUGCCUACAGCACAGGCAGCAGUUUGAUGCCCCAGAAGAAGAACGCUGACAGUCUGGAGCUGAUCAGGAGCAAAGCAGGUCGUGUUUUUGGCAGAUGCGCAGGGUUCAUGAUGACGCUGAAGGGCCUGCCCAGCACCUACAACAAAGACCUGCAGGAGGAUAAGGAAGCCAUGUUUGACUGCUAUGAUACUGUUCAUGCUGUGCUGCAGGUGACGGCUGGAGUCAUGUCAACGCUCAAGAUCGACCAGACUGUGAUGGAAGCCGCCCUGAGUCCUGACAUGCUGGCUACUGACUUGGCCUAUUACCUUGUGAGGAAGGGGGUGCCAUUCAGAGAGGCCCAUGGUAUGUCUGGUAAAGCUGUGUUCACAGCUGAAUCCAGAAAUAUUCCUCUGAAUCAACUCACUGUGGAGGACCUGAGUGCUAUUAGCCCUCUGUUUGACAGUGACGUGUCCUCAGUGUGGGACUACAGGAGCAGUGUGGAGCAGUAUAGCGCCCCCGGAGGCACCGCCAAGAGCAGCAUUGCCGCGCAGGUGGAACACCUGAGGAUCUGGCUUAAGAAACUGGCACAGUGACCUCGACCGAAUUUCACCUUAAAAUUAUGAAUCAGAUUUGCUGUAUGGAAUAAGCAUGAAAUGUGGGGUUGAGGUUGAAGUGCCUUUUUUUGCCUCUUCAAAUUUGGGAUGUUUCAAAAUAAGGUGGGAAAAACAAAAGUUCAUCAAAUUGGGUUUACAACCUUAUCUAAUUAAGUCUGAUUGAUUUCUACACCACAGGGAUUUUCAUCUUCCUGUCUAACCCUGUCUAAAGGAUCGAGUUGUUGCUCUUUAAUGGUGCAGAAAGAGUCGAGACAACAACAAACGUGUGAACGUCCAUAAUUCUAAUAUUAAAUGUAAAUGUGUUCUAGUUUUCUACUUGAUUUAAUGUACAUAUGAUUUUGCCAAUGUACAGUUAACCUCAUAAAGCUGACCUGCACAUGAGAACAAAAUGGUGGGGUAAGGCAGGUUUUUUGUGGAGUUUUUGGGGGUUUUAUACAUAAACUUGCUCAAUAAGCAGGUCACAUUCUAUUGACAGAAAAUCAACAAUUAUUAUUAUCAUGAAAAACCCAAUUGGAGGAUUCCUAAUGCCAACUUGUUAAAGACUCACUGGUUAUCCUACACUGGUUAAAAUAAAUUCAUUGGUUGUACUGGC
This is a messenger RNA of Scatophagus argus, 2421 nucleotides long. RefSeq names its product argininosuccinate lyase (gene asl). Bases 405 to 1808 code for a protein of 467 amino acids. The record is from RefSeq and is a predicted model, not a curated record. Gene Ontology annotation, molecular function: argininosuccinate lyase activity. NCBI's taxonomy places the organism in Eukaryota, Metazoa, Chordata, Actinopteri, Scatophagidae. Gene Ontology annotation, cellular component: cytosol. The transcript has 16 exons.